Molecule: messenger RNA, 1515 nt
Organism: Diaporthe amygdali
Lineage: Eukaryota; Fungi; Ascomycota; Sordariomycetes; Diaporthales; Diaporthaceae
Exons: 2
Coding region: 1-1515 (504 amino acids)
Source: RefSeq, a predicted model, not a curated record
AUGUUAGACGUACGAGAGAUGACCAUCGCUCACGCCCAGGAUGGAUUCAAGACCAAGAAGUUCACCGCACACGAGUUGACGUCGGCAUUUCUUGACCGUAUUGCGACUCUGGAUAAAAAUGGCCCCCGCAUCAACUCCACAAUGGCUUUAUCGACAACGGUGCUCGAUGAAGCUGCCGCUCUUGACGCUUACUUGGAAGAAAAGAGUCAACUUAAGGGAAAGCUGCACGGCAUUCCCGUCCUCGUCAAAGAUCAAGCCGACACAAAAGGGAUGAUAACUACGUAUGGUUCGACCGUGGCCAAAGAGAACGUUCCUGAUGAGGACGCUACUGUUGUAACGAAACUGAAGGAGGCUGGCGCCUUGAUCCUAGGCAAGACCACCAUGGCCGAGUGGGCAUCCGUCUGGGUAAGCGCGAACGGCGCGACUGACUACGAGUUUACCAAAAAUCCCUAUAAUCAUAUAUACGAUGUGGGAGCUUCCUCAGGAGGCUCCGCUGCUGCUUUGAGCGCUAACUUCUCCAUCCUGGCCGUUGGAGAAGAUACCGGCGGAUCUAUUCGAGUACCUUCGUCAUUCUGUAAUCUUGUCGGUCUCCGUCCGACACCAGGUCUUAUUUCUCGAACGGGUUUCUGUCCACUUCUCAAGCAUCAGGAUACCCCUGGUCCCAUGGCACGAACAGUUAUGGAUUGUGCCCUAAUGCUAGACUGCAUUGUUGGGUUUGAUCCAAAAGAUGAAUAUACAGGCUUUGCGGCUACCGCGACUGCCCUGGGGCUGCCUCGAGGCGGCAGUUAUGCGUCUUCCCUCCAGAAUGGACCAAAAAAGAUGAAAGUUGCUAGGAUCGGUGUGGUCAGGGAGCAGUUUGGCUCGGACUCCGACCCGUACUGCAAGGCAGUGAAUAAAGUGAUGCGAGAGGCCAUGGACAAAUUACAAGGCGCCGGAACAACCUUUGUGGACGUACACAUCGACAACCUCCAGCACUAUCUUCAUUACCCGCUCGUAUAUGUACAGAGGUCCCGUAGCGAUAUCAACAGCUUCCUGAUGACAAAACCGCAUCUUCCACAGGACAUUGCGGAUUUUGUGCCCGAGGUGGCAGACAGGGAUUACCUCACCACGCUAUGCCAGACCAUGCAUGGGCCCCGAGACCCUAAGGACGACCCUACCUUUGUUGACAGGAUACUACAGCGAGAUGAUUUUAAGCGCAAAAUCGACUGCGUUGUUGCGUCGCUUGACCUAGACGCGCUCAUGCUGCCGGAUGUUCGGGUCCCUCCUCCACUAAUCGCAGACGCGACGAAUGGAAGAUUUAUGGAUAAUGGAUCCUUCAGCUUCCCAGUCAAUACAUUCUUAGCCAGCGUGGCUCUCCUGCCAGCCAUCUCAGUUCCCGCGGGAUUCACAGAUGACGGGCUUCCGGUAGGUAUGGAACUCGUCGGCUUGGAGUAUCAAGAGCAGCAUUUACUUGAGUUGGCUCGUGGGGUGGAGAAUAUCCUUGGUGCAAGAAGAGCACCACCAGCGCCUCUAUAG